This is a messenger RNA of Rangifer tarandus platyrhynchus (Svalbard reindeer), 351 nucleotides long. NCBI's taxonomy places the organism in Eukaryota, Metazoa, Chordata, Mammalia, Artiodactyla, Cervidae. The record is from the annotation of a GenBank genome assembly.
AUGUUAUGUGAUAUUUCUCCCUCUCUGUCUGACUUUGACUCCAGGAUUCCUGAGCAGCCAAGCCUGACCCGCCCCUGGAGCUGCCUGGGCUGUCUGCAGCCACCCUCUCCAAAUACCCCCGGAAUCCCAGCCCACGUUCUGUCUCCUGGGAAACCUUCCAGCCCAAGACCAUCCACAGAGAUCCUGGAAAAAUCACACGCGCCCUGGAUAGAUACCCAAGAGGAAAAGAGAAAAAACGGCAAGCACAGCGGGGCGUCCAACUCCAUCCGCUCAGCACCUCUGAGCAAAGUCAGCUGUCUUAAGAAAAGUGCACAGAAAAAGUUGCUUCCACGUCGCAGCUGUUGUAAAUAG